This is a messenger RNA of Drosophila erecta, 1768 nucleotides long. RefSeq names its product probable cytochrome P450 4ac2 (gene Cyp4ac2). The record is from RefSeq and is a predicted model, not a curated record. Gene Ontology annotation, molecular function: iron ion binding; heme binding; oxidoreductase activity, acting on paired donors, with incorporation or reduction of molecular oxygen. NCBI's taxonomy places the organism in Eukaryota, Metazoa, Arthropoda, Insecta, Diptera, Drosophilidae. The transcript is spliced from 5 exons. The coding region runs from base 86 to 1621 and encodes 511 amino acids.
UUUAAUCAGCAUCUGCCAUUUACAGAUCAGAGCUUAAUCUGAAAGGUACUGGUACCUCUAGCCGGAAUAUUAUUAAAACGUAGCAAUGAUUUUUGAAGUCCUGUUUUCCGCUCCACUUGUGAUUUUCCUCUUUUACAAGCUGUGGGCUCAUUUGAACAAGACUUAUUUCAUUCUAAGUCUGUGUAAACGCAUUCGCCCAGAAGACGGUAGUUUGUUGGAAAGCAAAAUUUACGUAACGCCAACCAAAACCCGAUUUGGAAACAACUUUGACCUCGUGAACUUUACAUCUGAAAGCAUUUUUAACUUCGUGAGAGAUGCCUCGGUCCAGGCGAAAGGUCGAAACUAUCUCUGGUACUUUUUCCGUGCACCCAUGUACAAUGUAGUUCGUGCCGAGGAAGCCGAGGAAAUAUUCCAAAGUCCCAAGCUAAUCACCAAAAAUAUGAUCUACGAUCUUUUGAAACCCUUUUUAGGCGAAGGACUGCUGACUAGCACAGAUCAGAAAUGGCACUCUAGAAGAAAAGCCCUGACUCCCGCUUUCCAUUUCAAUGUAUUGCAGUCUUUUCUGACCAUAUUCAAGGAAGAGUGCAAUAAGCUUGUGAAAGUCCUGCAUCAAGGUGUGGAUAAGGAGUUGGAGCUGAAUCAGGUUAUUCCUCAGUUCACGUUAAACAAUGUUUGCGAAACCGCACUGGGAGUAAAACUAGAUGACAUGACGGAGGGUAUUCGAUAUCGCAAGUCGAUUCACGCCAUUGAAGAAGUGAUGCAGCAGCGCUUAUGCAACCCGUUUUUCUAUAACAUUGUGUAUUUCUAUCUAUUCGGUGACUAUCGCAAGCAGGUGAAUAAUUUGAAAAUAGCCCACGAGUUCUCCAGUAACAUCAUAGAGAAAAGGAGGAGUCUUUUCAAGAGCAAAGAUCUCGGACAAAAGGAUGAAUUUGGUAAGAGGCAGCGAUACGCCAUGCUAGAUACCCUGUUAGCAGCCGAAGCAGAGGGUCAGAUCGAUCACCAGGGUAUCUGCGAUGAAGUCAAUACCUUCAUGUUCGAGGGAUACGAUACCACCUCCACGUGUCUAAUAUUCACCCUGCUCAUGCUGGCUCUCCACGAGGAUGUUCAACAUCGUUGCUACGAGGAGAUCAAAUACCUUCCCGAGGAUAGCGAUGAUAUCAGUGUGUUCCAGUUUAAUGAACUGGUCUAUAUGGAGUGCGUGAUCAAGGAAUCUCUCCGGCUGUUUCCUUCGGUGCCUACCAUUGGACGUCGGUGCGUGGAGGAGGGUGUGGUCAACGGAUUAAUCAUGCCAAAGGAUACCCAAAUCAACAUUCACAUCUAUGAAAUCAUGAGGGAUCCCCGGCAUUUUGCGAACCCAAAAAUGUUUCAACCGGAUCGAUUCCUUUCGGAGAACACCGUGAAUCGCCAUCCCUUCGCUUUUGUGCCGUUUAGUGCAGGACAACGGAAUUGCAUUGGUCAAAAGUUCGCAAUCCUAGAGAUAAAAGUUCUUCUGGCAGCGGUCAUCAGGAACUUUAAGAUAUUACCUGUUACUCUUCUCGACGACCUUACUUUUGAAAAUGGAAUUGUGCUGCGUACAAAGCAAAAUGUUAAGGUUAAACUGGUGCAUCGGGAAAAUAAGUGAACCUAUAGAACCUAGACUAUACAGCAGUUCUACUUUUGUACAUUCCGUGGAGCCCAGCAGUUUGAACUAUAAAAUUUUAUUAUAACAGAACGUCAAAACACAAUUACUAGAAAUUAACCAUGAAAUUAAAUAUUCCGAUAACAAAGA